AUGGCGGAACCCGGCUUUUCCCGGUUUCCGGGUCACCACCUGGACCCCGCCGCUCAAGAAUUCUUCCCGACGGCGACCCUGAUUUACUACCCCUACCCUCCUCCUCCCCCGCCGGGAUACGCGCGGCCGCCGCAGUUUCCCCCUCCCCCACCUCCCCCGCCGGCGUCCCUGCCACCGCCGUCGCCGGCUCCGUCCCGGACGCUGCUCCUGAGCAUGGUGCCGGCUUCAGUGAGCGAGUCGGCGGUCCGCCGCGAGCUGGAGGUGUUCGGCGACGUGCGGGCGGUGCAGAUGGAGCGGCGGCGCGAGGGUUUGGUGACCGUCCAUUUCUACGACGUGAGGGACGCGCAGUCGGCGCUGGCCGCCGUCCAGGAGCAGCACAUGCAGCAGCAGUACCGACUGGGACGACACUACGAGGCCGUGUUCCAUAACUCCAUGGUCGCGCCGCCGCCACUGCCGCCGCAAUCGGCGCGUGGACUCAUCCAGGGACGGGUGGUUUGGGCCCAGUUCACCGCCCCGGUCACCUCCCUUCUCCCCGACGGCAAUAAUCAAGGAACCCUUGUUAUUUUCAAUCUGGAUCCCCACCUCCCUGCUGCUUACCUCACACGCAUUUUUGAAGCUUUUGGGCCCGUCAAGGAAUUGCGAGAGACCCCAAACAAAAGGAACCAAAUAUUCGUGGAGUUUUACGACGUGCGGGACGCGGCCCGAGCCUUGUCGGAGAUGAACGGCAAACAGAUCUACGGCAAGAGCGUGGUCAUCGAGUACAGCCGGGCCGGCGGCCACUUCUGCAAGAAAUUCCCGAAAUGCCCCCAACUCCCAACUUGUAGCAGCAAAUUGCCACCACCCAAUACCUCUCCUCCGGCGGCUCCGAGUUCAAGGACAGUCACCCAUCAGGAAUUAUUAAUUGCCAAUAACAAUAAUAAUUCUUCCAAUAGGAAGAAGAUGAUGAUGAAAAAUAAGAACGAGAGUUCAACAAGUUCAGUUGGCGUUGAAGACGGUGGCAGUAGCGGUGGCGGUGGCGGUUGCGGUGGCGGUUGCAGGGCGUGGAAAGGAGGGAGGCGCGGCGGGGGGAAGGAGCGUGAUGACCCGCGUUUCCUCAUAAAUGAUAGUGGGAAAGUAGAGGAUCAUGGCCAAUCAGAUUCAGAUUGGUGCAGGGAUCCGAGAACCACUGUCAUGAUCAAGAACAUCCCUAACAAGUAUAGUCAGAAGCUAUUGCUGAACAUGCUGGACAACCACUGCAUUCACUGCAACGAGCAGAUAGCCAACGAUGCCGAACAAGACCAGCCUUUGUCCUCUUACGACUUUGUCUACCUCCCCAUUGAUUUCAUCAACAAGUGCAAUGUUGGAUAUGGGUUUGUCAACAUGACUUCCCCACAGGCAACAAUGAGGCUCUACAAAGCCUUCCACCACCAGAACUGGGAAGUCUUCAACUCUAGAAAAAUAUGCCAAGUCACUUACGCACGAUUGCAGGGAAUAGAGGCACUUAGAGAACACUUCAAGAACUCCAAGUUCCCGGGCGAAGCGGAAGAAUACAUGCCGGUGGUGUUCUCACCACCUCGAGAUGGGCGGAUACUUUCCGAGCCUGUCCCAAUAACAAUUGCUAGCACCUCAUCAAGUUCUAAGGAAAAAGAUGAAUCUCAGCCACGAAUCUAA
Striga hermonthica is the source of this 1650-nucleotide messenger RNA. The record is from the annotation of a GenBank genome assembly. NCBI's taxonomy places the organism in Eukaryota, Viridiplantae, Streptophyta, Magnoliopsida, Lamiales, Orobanchaceae.